Magnolia sinica is the source of this 2418-nucleotide messenger RNA. Its product is annotated as polypyrimidine tract-binding protein homolog 2-like. The record is from RefSeq and is a predicted model, not a curated record. The transcript is spliced from 12 exons. Lineage: Eukaryota; Viridiplantae; Streptophyta; Magnoliopsida; Magnoliales; Magnoliaceae. The coding region runs from base 392 to 1729 and encodes 445 amino acids. Gene Ontology annotation, biological process: regulation of RNA splicing. Gene Ontology annotation, cellular component: nucleus. Gene Ontology annotation, molecular function: mRNA binding.
AUGUUACGUGGACAUCAGGGUGGGACCCACAAAAGCUUUAGGUUGUCGUACAGGGAGCAUCGCCGACUCGGAAACCGGAAUGCUCCUAAAAUACGCCGGGUGCCUCCGCGACUAUCCGUGCCCCUAAUCUAUCUUGCACCUCAACCGCUUCCCGCUGCCUCCCGAUUACAAACAGACGGCAAUCGGAUAUAAAUUCCCCCUAACAGCAUAAACCUCAGAAUCCAAAAACAGAAAAGAGGCGAAAAAGCUCCAGCGACUUUUCUAUUUGCAACCCUUUUUCGGAGCCCUAGAUCGAAAAAACGACGGGAGAUUUCUCCGUUUCAGCAAAGAUCUUUUGUGCUGUUUAAGAGGACGAACGCGGUUUUUCAGUAAAGUUUGGGGACUGAGUGCAAUGACUUCCGUAUCCAGUCAGCCCCAGUUUCGGUACACUCAACCGCCUUCUAAGGUGCUUCAUCUGAGAAAUUUACCGUGGGAAUGCACGGAGGAGGAAUUGAUUGAACUGGGGAAGCCCUUUGGUAAAAUCGUGAACACAAAAUGCAAUGUUGGUGCAAACCGCAACCAGGCUUUUGUUGAAUUUGCAGAUUUAAAUCAAGCAAUUGCAAUGAUAUCCCAUUAUGCUUCCUCAUUAGAGCCGGCUCAGGUACGGGGGAAAACUGUCUACCUUCAAUAUUCCAACAGGCAAGAAAUCGUCAAUAACAAAUCGACUGGCGACAUUGCUAGUAACGUGUUGCUGGUUACCAUCGAGGGUGUUGAGGCAAGCGAUGUCAGCAUUGAUGUUUUACACUUGGUUUUCUCAGCUUUUGGAUUUGUACACAAAAUUGCCACCUUUGAGAAGACAGCAGGUUUCCAGGCACUGGUGCAAUUUUCUGAUGCGGGAACUGCAUCUACAGCAAAAAAUGCUCUGGAAGGGAGAAUCAUUCCUAGAUACUUGCUUCCGGAGCACUUUGGGCCAUGUACUCUCAAGAUAAAUUUUUCUGGACAUACAGAUUUAAAUGUGAAAUUUCAGAGCCACCGGAGUAGGGAUUAUACUAAUCCAUACCUUCCUGUUGCUCCUUCAGCUAUAGAUGGCAGUGGUCUGGCCGGUGCGGGUCUUGAUGGUAAAAAACAAGAAGUGGAGAGUAAUGUUCUUCUUGCAUCUAUCGAGAACAUGCAGUAUGCAGUGACCGUGGACGUAUUACAUAAGGUCUUUUCUACUUUUGGUCCUGUUCAGAAAAUUGCCAUUUUUGAGAAGAACGCGGGAUGUCAAGCUUUAGUUCAGUACCCUGAUGUUCAGACGGCCAUCAUCGCCAAGGAAGCCUUGGAAGGACACUGCAUCUAUGAUGGAGGAUAUUGCAAGCUUCACCUCACCUAUUCUCGUCAUACCGAUCUUAAUGUAAAGGCAAACAAUGAACGAAGCAGAGACUACACCAACCCAAAUGUAGCUAUCUCAAACAGCCAGCCUUCAAUUCUGGGGCAGCAGCCACUUCAGGUGCCGGGAUCUGCAACUUCUCAGUACAGCAACAUCCCCUUCGUACAAACGACCACUGGGAUAAUGGCCUCUCAACCCAUGGGGCAAUGGGAUGCCGGUGUUGGAGCACCAGCACCUUUGCCUUCCCAUCUGCCUAAUCACAUGUACAUGUUGCCUGUAACCAACCUGCCUUCUGAGAUGGGUCCUGCUGGAAUGAUGCAGCUUCCCAACCAAGGUGGCCUACUACCUGCCAUGCAUUCAAUGCCACCUUAUGGCCACUGACCAACUUCGUAUGUAGCAAAUCUCCUCCCUUGAAGCUUGCUCGAUUUUCUGGGUCCCACAAUGUGAUGAUCCAGAUUGUUCAUGUACCGAGGUGGUUUGCAGCAAAUCUCUUCCCUUGAAGUUUGCUCGAUCUUCUGGGUCCCACAAUGUGACGAUCCAGAUUGUUCAUCUAUUAGUCCCUACGGAAGGUUCACGCAGAGAGAGAGAGAGAGAGAGAGAGAGAGAGAGCACUCAUCGGUGAUCUCAUCAUCCGCACAAAAUUGAAUCAGAAACCAGGUCCAGAAAAGCACACUUUGACCUGCUUUCUCGUGAAUGCUGAUGAUCUUCAAUCAGCCAGAUUCUUUCCAUGGGGAUUGCAUGCUACAGGAGCUUCCUGAUGAAUGGUCAGAACUAUCGGGUUGUAGGGUAGAAGGGGUGAACCUCUAGGGAGAGCUAGCCAGCAAACCUCUUUGUAACCAUUGCUGUUCGGCUAUAAGGAUGGUGGGAAAUGUUGUUUGCUUGCUCUUCUCUAAAAUACCCCCCCUCAAUGAAUUAUUGUUAAUGCGUUCAACAGCAGAAGUGUGUGUUUUUGUCGCCUCCGUGUGGGCCUUGAGUUUGGACUGUCCAUCCAGUGGGCCCCACUGUCUAUGGAACAUUUGUUGCUUUCAUCAUUAUUAUUUUUUAACCGGUUGAAUGUGGGCCUUAUUGUU